This is a messenger RNA of Lepisosteus oculatus (spotted gar), 1011 nucleotides long. RefSeq names its product CUB and zona pellucida-like domain-containing protein 1. NCBI's taxonomy places the organism in Eukaryota, Metazoa, Chordata, Actinopteri, Semionotiformes, Lepisosteidae. Gene Ontology annotation, cellular component: cell surface. The record is from RefSeq and is a predicted model, not a curated record.
AUGACGAUGCCCUCAGUGCAAGUGGAGUGCUCUGCUGGCUAUAUGAAGGUCAUGCUAGAGACAUCCUAUCUUAGCCUUUUGAACUAUACUGUCAAUGAUGUGUAUGUGAAUGAUCCAGGCUGCCAACCAGUUGCCACAGAAUCCUAUGUGGUGUUUAAUAUUCCACUUGAUGGCUGUGGGACAGAUCGAAAGGCCGCCAACAACAGCAUCAGGUACAUGAACAUGGUCAGAGCAGAGCCCUCGGGGGCAGUGAUCAUUCGGCAGACCAAGCUGCAGCUGCGUGUGGGCUGUGAAAUGCAGCGAGACACCGUGGUGCGUGUAGUGUACCUGUCCAGAGAGGAGGAGACGGCCAAUGUGACCAGCUCUGGCCGCUACAAUAUCAGCAUGGCCUUCUACCACUCCAGCAGCUUCCUGAGCACAGUGGAGGAGUUCCCCUACAUUGUGGAUCUCAACCAGGACCUUUUCAUUGAAGCUCAGCUCUACAGCAGUGACUCCAACCUGGUGUUGUUCGUGGACACCUGCGUGGCUUCCCCUUCAGAUUUUGACUUCCAUUCCCAAACCUACACCCUGAUCAAAAAUGGGUGUGUACGAGACGGCACAUAUGGUACCUACAACGCUCCCCUUGGUAGGGCACGGCUUCACUUCAGCUCCUUCAGGUUUCUGCGUACCUAUCCCUCAGUCUACCUGCAGUGCAAAAUUGUAGUGUGCCAGGCCUAUGACUAUUCCUCACGCUGUUACCAGGGGUGCCAACCCCGCAAGAGGAGGGACCUGAGUUCCUCCCAUGAGAAAGUCAACGUGGUACUGGGGCCCAUCCAGCUGAGGGACCAGGCCACAGGAGAACUGCUGAGCAAGCAAGAAGCCCCCCUGGGUCAGAGCCCUUCAGGACAGAUCCCGAUGAUGCUUUCUUUCAUGGUGCUUGUGGCUACAGUCUUGGCACUGGCUGCUGUCUCUCUCAGGCUGUACAGGAAUCAGCAGAAAGUAUAUGCUGGAUAUAAAAUUCUCAAAAACUAA